Messenger RNA from Leguminivora glycinivorella, 438 nucleotides. RefSeq names its product cuticle protein CP14.6-like. The coding region runs from base 1 to 438 and encodes 145 amino acids. NCBI's taxonomy places the organism in Eukaryota, Metazoa, Arthropoda, Insecta, Lepidoptera, Tortricidae. The transcript has 4 exons. The record is from RefSeq and is a predicted model, not a curated record.
AUGAAAGUUCUGGUGGUCCUGAGCUGUGUGUUGGUUGCGGCCUGGUGCGCGCCCGCGGACCCCAGCGUCCGAGAGCUGCCCGCACUCCGCCACGAGGAGGUGCACGACGAGUACGGACAAUACGCCCUGCGGUACAUCACUGCUGAGACCUGGUGCGCGCCCGCGGACCCCAGCGUCCGAGAGCUGCCCGCACUCCGCCACGAGGAGGUGCACGACGAGUACGGACAAUACGCCCUGCGGUACAUCACUGCUGAGAACACGGUGGUAUCCGAACGGGGCCGGCUAGUCCCGACCGAGAACGGCGGCUGGGUGCUGGAGAUCGAGGGCCAGUACCAGUACAUCGGCGACGAUGGUCAGCUCUACGUCACCAAGUACAAGGGCGGCCCGGGGGGCUUCCACGUCGACGCCAGCCAUCUACCCAAACCUGUGAUGCCUUGA